AUGCCAACCCGGGAGCUGGGAAGCUCGUUCGAUCCUCCCAAUCGCGUUCAAGCCGUCGGUACCACAUUGCUCAAGAAACACAAGAUCCUACCUCACCCGCGAAAGGAGCUCGUGCGAGAUAAUACACCUUCCACGCCGAAGGCGAACCAAAUCCAGAGCCUCGAAAUUGAUACCAGAUCCUCAUCUGUUGCCAGUUCUGAUGCGUCGAGCCCCAGAACGUUGAAACACACCCCGAAGAGAAUAGUCAGCCUUCCACCAACGCCACCGACCCAUUCCCGGCAGUCCUCAGGUAAUUACACAGCAAAUAGACAGGAUGCGAUAUCAAAAGAGCCUUCGAGGACAGGGUCAGUACCUGGUACACCAACAGACCAGAGAAGCCCACCUACCCCAGACGUAACCCCUCCGCGACGAAUUCCCCCAGCUUUCCGUCCUCAAACGUACGAUCGAUAUCCAUCUUCUCGCGCUGAGUCAUUCAAGACGGCGUUAGAAGAUCAAGAUUCCUCGGACGAAGAUCACCUGUCAACGGUGCGGCCCGUCCCAGCGUCGGGAAGAACUUCAACCACGGAAAUUCCACAGGUUCCCAAAAUCCCAGAAAGCUUUCAGAAGCGCAAAGAGAUAGGACUUGGACUCUCUAUAGAGUCCGAAAAUGGGGGAUCAACUACUCCACAACUGCUAGAAUCUCCUGGCCAGGAAUUUCAUGUCUUUGAUGGAGAAUGGGAAUCCGAAUCGAGCGAGGUAGAGCGGGAGUGGGAUGACAAUCUUAUGAGGAAUGUUACAGUCCGUAAAAGGCCUGGAAGAGUCCUCCCCGUGUAUAUGGAUAAUGCAAUGCCUGAAGUCCUGGAAGAUCUUGUCGUAUCACCAACACAAGCUACACGGACAGCACGUCAGUUGCCCUUACAAGAGCGUAAUACACCACUAGUAGACCAGAAUUUACCUUUACAAGAGAGAAUUGCACGACAUAGGAGGCAGAGGGACAGCGGAGAUCGAUCUGUGAGUGAGAAGUACGCGAAGAAGUCACAGUGGCACUACUCGGAGGGCUCUCCAGUCAUGCCUGAUGUCCGAAGAUUUUCGACAAUGUCUUCUCGCUCAGGAUCUACAGUCAUUGGUGCGAUAGUUGUCGAUGCUCCUCCAGUGCGGAGGAAAACCCUAAGGCAUACCAAGAAACACCUUGGGCUGCGAGAUUUCAGCUCAGAUCAAUCUACCAUUGAUUCCAAAUCAAACUCGGUCGUGUCAACUGAAGUCACGCAUCGUCUUCACCAUUCGAUCGGUCAGAUAUCUGAGCAUCGACAUCGUAGUCAACAAUCCAAUGGCACUAUCAGUAGUAGUUCAAGUGGAAGAGCCAGACGUGAUGUGAUUAGGAGUGGAGGUAUACCUGUUGUGGUGAUCCCAGAUCGACGCUCUUCCACAAAAUCUUCAAAAGCACCAUCUCUAAGGUCAACAAGCAGUAGAAAAACGAAACGAAGCUUGUCUCUAAGCUCGGCACCACUUUCUAGUUCUUCCAAAUUCAAUGAUCCAUCUUACUCCGAUAAGCUACAAUCACGGAAGAGGACAUUAUCUGAGUCUGCUGGGUCUGGAGACUCUGUGCGUACGAUAGAUUUUCCACCGAAAAUUCCUGUGAGGAGAUCAUCUCUCUCAGCCCCAACGAGCCGCAAUACCUCUCGAGCUGGUUCCUUGACCACUGAAAGUCUCAAAGCUCAUGACAAAUUUCAAAGCAAAAUCAUUCAACAGCCAGAAGCUAAAGUCGCGACAAGCUAUCGUUCCACCGAGUCCCACAAGGAGCUAGGAAGCCACGCAUCUCGGCCGAAUUUCGACCAAAAUGGUGAUCCUUUCUUCGGAAAACGCUUGUCAACGCAGGUCACUCCAUUUUCACAGAUGUCGUAUGAGACAGCGGGCACGAACCCCGUGGUGUCCGAGGCACUAGCGGUGUCAAUAUAUCCUCACCAGAACAAGUCUCUGCUCGUCGUUCAACAUGCAUCUACAGAACCAUCCCCAGCGAGUCUCAAGGCGUCAGAUCCCUCACAGUCAGCACCACCCUCUAUGAAACUGAACGGCGAAGCCACCGCACCAUAUACGCCUCCCCAACCGAGUCACCCUAUGGACGAGGUCGACUCGCCUUUGAGAAACCCUCGAGUCCCUCCUGAACCACCUGCGAUCAAAUUUAUUCCAGCCACACCAGCGGUCUUGACACCUAGCCAAGAAGAACAAAAGCAACUUGGUUUUGACUUCGAUGAGUAUGAGGAGAGACCAGCGACAUCUGAUAGCAAGCCGAAAAGGGGAAUGUCUUUGAUACGCAGAUUUAGCAAACGCAGAAACUCGGAGCCAGCAGCCCCUCCACUGCCCGGACUACUGAAGCGCACAUUCUCUUUGAACAACCGACGAAAGGCGCAAACAGACGAGGCUACUCAAACCUCUCGAGGGAAUGCUAACCCUUCGACUUUGUACCCAUCGGUCGAAGAUCAACCAGCAGACGGCAGCAAACUGCAUCCAUUUUGGAGGCCAUCUCAUUUCUGGGACGACCUUGAAGACGAGGGGUUUGCUGACGACGAGCUUACCGGUGGUGGAUAUCCUCGCAUUGACAAUAGACCUCCACCUCCGAAGAGAAGUUUAAGUGGGAAACUCAAGAGGACCUUUGCUAUUUUGCCUAUUGAAGAUGACCAUCAAUAUCAGCCAUACUCUAAGGACAGAAGGAUUUUACGAAAAAGUAACAGCGGAAACUUACGCGUCGUCAAACAAAGAAGUACCUCAACUUUGAGGAGAAGAGAGAGCGACCGAGGAUAUUACGCAGGACGCUCAGGUUCUAGAGAAGGCUCUUUUGGCUACGGCUUCAAGGAAGGCAAUGGUGGCAACAGAGUACAUACCAUUCCUGGAAUUGGAGUCCGAGUCGAGUACGUCGGCUGGAGCGCUGUGAAGCGGAAGUUUAGUGAGAAGCGAAGACAGCAACGGACUGCGAAGUUACGGGCAAGCAUCAGUCAUCCGCGAGAAGUCCAGAGCGGUGUCGAUGACGUUCUCCGCAGAAGAAGAAUGAUGUGA
Molecule: messenger RNA, 3030 nt
Organism: Glarea lozoyensis ATCC 20868
Lineage: Eukaryota; Fungi; Ascomycota; Leotiomycetes; Helotiales; Helotiaceae
Exons: 1
Coding region: 1-3030 (1009 amino acids)
Source: RefSeq, a predicted model, not a curated record